UGAAUAUACAAUCGAGUUCUAUUGACAUUUAUUUCGAGGAGUAAUUUAUCAUAAAAUUAUAAAAGUAGUUGAUCACCGAAUGUUUUUAUUUGGCUCGUAAACAACAGUGUGCUUGCUCGUUUCGGUUCAUAUAUGGUUUGUAAAUUCAGUAAUUUGGAAACUUCAUCUCAUCCGACAAAAACACAGUGCAUAACGGAAUAAGGUAACGACGGGGAAAAGAGUGCAACAGAGCGAGCGUGACGUGACCAGUGAUUCGUAUAGUUAAAAAGCAACGCGUGGGAUGUGCGAUUUAAGAAAGGGACGAGAUCAAUCCUGUCCGAUCGUUGACCUUCAAUUGAGUUACUCAUGGGCUAAUUGAAAAUUAACGAGAUACGAAUGCGCGAAUAAAACAAAAAGGUAGAGAAAGCUUUGUCGGUGAUCGCGGAAGGAGGCUUUGUGGCUUGGCUUGUCCACACCCGUAUUUUGUGUUGUUGUAACCUAUCGUUGACGCGGAGGACGAUUCGAAAAAUUUGACGGAAGGGGGCCAGCUGGUACGUCCCCAAAUAUAACGAUGGGCAGCAUGUGCAAUGAUUGCAUGGCCCGGGUGCCAUACGCCACUCUUAUUGCAACUAUUAUGUGCUGUCUUGGCGUUGGUAUAUUUUGCGGCACAAUGUACAGAGGUGCUACUCUGUCUGCCCUUAUGAUGGAUCAGGUAUUUCACAUACGAUUGGGUUGGCUUGAAGCAGUUCAACUCAUAUUCACAACGAUUGGAGCAAGCAUGGCUGCUCUGGGAUUUACUAUUUUGUGCUUUGGUUGUCUAGCGACAGGUGCUACAAGACACAAAGUAUAUCGUGCUUGGCGAUCAAGAGUCGGGGGUCGUAUAUCUUGUGCAGUGUUUAUUACGAUUACGUACAUCCUUCAACUUGCUUGGCUCUUAAUUUUCGCCUUCCUCGUUAUAAUGACGCUGAUAUUUACCAUCUUUUGGGGGCUAUGCAGCAAUCCACGUGUGCAGUCGCUCAAUGACUGCAUCAACUUUACCCAAUUCGGGUUCAUGUUUCCCAAUAAUACAAGAGUUGAGCACAUGCAAGUGUGCGGUGCUCAAAACAUCAAACUCUUCUGCAAAGAUUAUGUGGAGAAAGCUGAAGUGAUGAUGAUUUUGGCGACGGUAGCUUCAAUGCUGGUGGUUCUCAGCUUAAUCCACUAUCUUAUGUGUCUCUCCGCGAAUUAUGCUCACAUUUGCGAUCAUAAAAAGUUCCAAGAGCUUCAAGAACUUCAAUAUCUUCAAGACCCCGGUGACCCGGAUUCUCCUCAACCCGAUGGAGCUUAUCUGGGUUCUCUUCAUCGUAGCAAGGAUAGAUUCUAGGACACGGCCCGUGAGAUCUUUGCUCUGACGCCCUCAUAAAACCUGAAAAAACUUCAUUUUCGACGGGGUUCCUCAUGCGCCAAUCAUCGAUCUUUUGUACUCAUAGCUCUACCAUCGUGAUUCUUUUUUUUCUAUUCAAUCACAUUCUCUGUAGUUCGCAGGGAUCUCAAACGAGUUGGCGUGAUUCGAAACCUUGAAAAACCUAGGUUGAGUUCAGAUAAAUAUGCUUUUUAAUCGGGAAUUCGGUAAAAAAUUCAACAGUAUCGGAGUUCUGAUAGAGUUUUGAUAUGGCUUAUAUUUGAACUAUUGAAAAACAACCUAAAGUUUCGUUACACUUGACCACCUCUAAAUUUUUCCUCGAAUUUCCUGUUGAAAUACCUAUUAUAUCGAAUUGUGCUGAAUUGAGGAACGACUUAUCAGUUUUCGAAAGUGAAUAAGGCGAAAUAAUCGCAAAUCAUUCAAUUCAUCGAUCGAUUCUGCCGCCAAAUGCGUUAGUUUGUCAGAGGAAAAAUCUUGCGGGAAACCAUGAAAUUUAUGCCGUCCAUUUUUGGAGACUGUUACAUAUCUGUAUCGAUCUAUAGCAAACCUUUAUUCUCGGAUUACAGAUUCCGAAGAUUUUACACAUGGUUUUCAGUACAAAAAUUGAUUUAGUCAGAAUUUUAAUAUUGUUGAUUGGACGAACGGAUUUUGGAAAACACACAGCAAUCUUGGAAAUAUGCCAGACAUCGAUGUCUUACUAUCCUCACUGACACUUAAAAAAAAAGCAGUCGGUCCAUUUGACUUAUAUUGAUGUAUAUUUUACCGCGCUAAAUCAGAAUUCACAGUCUAUUUGGCUCAAAUACGUUGAGUAAAUUGCAAAAAAAUUGCUAAAAAUGGGUGAAAAUUGUGAAAAUUUGUAGUUAUGAAUAUGGGUAAUUCUAUAUUGAUCUAGAUCAAGUAUAUUUUUUCAUGUAUCUUGACCGCCGUUAAUCAACUUUUUUUGUGUGCCGGUGUGAUGUUAAAAAUCAACUAUUACGCAAAAUUCACGUACAUAAAAUUUCGAAGAUAUGUUGAAACUUUUCCAAAUGGACAUUGGAUAAUCGAUAACUCCAAUUCUUAUUAACUGAAAGUUUAAACUCAGACGAGGAGUGUGAAACAUCUCAGAGCUUCUCGUACACAAUCCGAAACAACUUCCAGCUUGCGGGCCAAUCUCGUCUUCGUUCCGUAGUGCUAAGGCUAAUCUCACAAGGCUUUUCGUAUUCAAACAUGAUGCGGGAAACUGUCAAUUUAUGUCUCAAUCCAAUCAUUUUUCUGAUCAUCGAUUCACGCAUUUAUUAAUAAGUUUCUCCCCGGAGCAAUGAUCUUAGCCGCUUUUUCUAUUUCUUCAAUCGUCAUGUUCGUGCGAAACGUAUAAGAUUACUAUUUUUUGUGCACAAGAGAUUUAUUUAUCAUGUAUCAGUGAGUGGAAAUUUUUCAUUGUAAAUUAUCUUGAACUGACUCGAAUUGCCAACGUCUCUGAAUUCCAAGAUUUUCAAACGCACAAUUUUACAAAUUAACUACUGAUUAAUAUAUAGUUUGGUUCGAUUGUUUGUGAUGAUUGAUUUAAUUCGAUACAAAGUGCACGUAUGGAUGUUUUUUUUUCCGAGUUCAAACUCAACGGUUUGUUGAAUCGAUUAGGCUUAAAACAGCUCUAUAGUGGCUACAAAUGAUGUUGAAGCUUGCGUCAUUGGAACACGAUCUAAUUUUCAGUACCUUUAAUAUUUUUGAUGGAAUCACGCUACAAAAGAGAAUCAAAACUUUUGAGAUGUUCGUAAAGAAUCCUCAUAGAGACUGAGUAAAAAAAAAUGUAAUUUAUAAAUUUGAAGAAAUUUAUACUAAUGUUAAGUAUUAAAAAAUGUUUUCGCUACAUUCCUGUGAUGCAUAUUUCAACACCGUGGCUAAAAUAGAUCGAGUACAAAUUAAUAUCUGCUCUUGGUCCAAUAUGAUCUGCAAUACGAAUACUAUAAAUACAUAAACACACACACACACAUUUAUAUAGAUACUUGCUGGACCUACGGGCUUUGUAUGUAGCCUAGUCUAGCUGGAAUAUUUGAGAGAUUGUGGAAAAUCUUACAUGAGACACAGUGUAGGACCGCACUAUACCAUUGUGUGAGAUUCUUACCUAAACUCAAUUCGUUCUAUUUUUAUUAUGCUGCAUUUCGGUAAAAAUCAUGAUAUAGAUAUUUCAUAAAACCGCAAAAACAAUUGGAAUCAUUCCAUCUUAAAUGAUGUGAAAGUUUUCGAUUGAAAAACGAACAUUUAUAUAUUAGCGAACAGAUUUUUACAUAUAGAAAUAUUUUGAAACGCCAUUGUUCAGUGCAAUCAUUCAGAAUUAACAAGAGGCCUGUACUCCAUAUUUCAUAUCCUCAUAAAUAUUUUUGUCUCAAAUUCUUGAAACUAUAUCGCAACGUAAGCCGAGAGAUUAACAAUAAUUAAACCGAGCACAAUAAUUUACAAAGGUAUAUUGUGAAAUUGCAUAGAAUCGAUAGGUCGCGCACAUAUGGAAAAAUAUAUAAUUUAUUCUGCGUAUUUUAAUAAUACGUCACUGACGAGAGGCACGAAUGAGUUUACUGAAAAUCGUCCCUACUGUUCGCUUCAAAGAGCGACCAAAGUUUCAUUAUUUGAAAUUUCAAGAGUUCGAUUUCAUGGCGUGCCAAAAAGUUUUUAAAUACUGAUGUGGUAAUGAGCAGUCUUCUAAAUGUUUAAAAUAAUUUUUGAAAAAUUCCCAUUACAAUAUUCAGUCUCUCUCUCUCACUCUCUCUUAUUCGUUAAUAAUUUUGCGUUCGCUCAAAUAUUGUGAGAAAAUACAUAGAAUUAUAUUAUUUUACAUACAUUCGAAUAUCCAUGUAUGUAAAUAUAAAAUUUAUAUAAAAUAGUAUAGGUAAAUGAUUGUGUACAAUCAAUGGUCAACCUCGUAUUAAAUGUAACUUCGCUAACGGCCGUUAAAACAUUCCAAACAAAGUAUAGGGAAAAUAUCCUGUGUGUUCGUCGUACUGUUAUGUAAUAUUAUAAUUUUCAUUCAGGAUUGCAGACAUUUACAAAUUAUCUUUGAAUCAUGAUUUUUAUUGGUUCUAACUCGUUCAAUGACAUUUUUUGCAUUGGAAAUUGAAUGAGAACAGUGUCGUAAACACGCAGUAAACGCGUCCUAUGCUUAUGAAAACAUUCGUAAUUAAACAGGUCUGUACAACGAGCUAUUGUAUAUGAUCACAUGUUUUUACCGUACAAGUUCAUCCGGGGUUUAUCUGGCACGUCGACGAUGACUAUAAACGCUGAAAUUUGAUUUUUUAAAACUAUUAUUGUAAGCCCAAUAAGAUUAAUGGAUGUAAAAACGUUUGUAGCAUUCGUUGAAAUAUAAUCUUUUCGAAAAA
Messenger RNA from Venturia canescens, 4728 nucleotides. RefSeq names its product neuronal membrane glycoprotein M6 (gene M6). Gene Ontology annotation, cellular component: plasma membrane. The transcript is spliced from 5 exons. NCBI's taxonomy places the organism in Eukaryota, Metazoa, Arthropoda, Insecta, Hymenoptera, Ichneumonidae. The coding region runs from base 551 to 1342 and encodes 263 amino acids. Gene Ontology annotation, biological process: neuron projection development. The record is from RefSeq and is a predicted model, not a curated record.